Molecule: messenger RNA, 1410 nt
Organism: Ustilago hordei
Lineage: Eukaryota; Fungi; Basidiomycota; Ustilaginomycetes; Ustilaginales; Ustilaginaceae
Exons: 1
Coding region: 1-1410 (469 amino acids)
Biological process (GO): regulation of transcription by RNA polymerase II; regulation of cyclin-dependent protein serine/threonine kinase activity
Cellular component (GO): transcription factor TFIIK complex; nucleus
Molecular function (GO): cyclin-dependent protein serine/threonine kinase regulator activity
Source: RefSeq, a predicted model, not a curated record
AUGGCGAGGGUCAACUCCCAACCUCCGUCCUCCUCCGCCGCGGCAGGCCCAUCCUACAGCACCGCCUCCAUGCUACCCACAACCCUCGCCUCCACCCCAACCCUCCCUCCACGCUUCGGUCCAUGCUCAGCCUAUGCCCAAACCUCCCAGGCUCGCAACUGGCGCUUCUCCCCCUCCCAACUCGCUCACAUUCGCUCCACGGGUAACACUGCAGCACGCAAUCGACUCGAGACUCUAUGGGCCGAAGAAAACUCUUCCUCCCCCUCCACGAUCCCUUUUCUCUCCGUCGACGACGAGUUGGCUUUGAUUACAUACUACCUCAUCAAAGUAGGCCAAAUUGUGCGAGCGUUCUCACUACCCGAACUAGUCGAAUCCACAGCAACCACCUUUGUCAAACGCUUUUACCUCCGAAACACAUGUAUGGAUUUCCACCCGAAAAACAUCGUCAUCACUUGCAUAUUCCUCGCCUCCAAGGCCGAGAACUAUCCUUUAUCCCUCAACGAGUUCGCACGCAAGCUGGCCGGGAAGAACAUCGACCCAGCAGUGGUAGAGGAGAACAAGCAAACCGUGUUGGGCCUCGAAUUUUUGGUUUCCCAGAGUUUCAACUUUGAAUACGGCCUGACGGGAGCUCAGAGAGCGCUGUAUGGCUUGAUAUUAGAUCUACAGAGUCUCCAGCAUGGAGCCGCGUUGGGCAGGGAAGAAGUGCACAAGCUGGCUGCCGAAGCACAUUCCAAUUUGCGAAACAGUAGGUUGACUGAUGCAGAGUUUAUUUAUACUCCGGCACAGAUUGCCUUGGCCUGUGUACGGGCGGUACAAGAGCCGAACGGCAGAGAAGUGGUGGGCAAGUGGCUGGAUGCGAAAGAGCUCCGUGCAAGAUCGCAUGUGCUCGAGGCAAAGAAGAGGAGGCAAGCUCUGCGAGAAGCAGAGACCGCCAGAGCAGCAAAGGCAAAGAUUGCCUUGGCGAGGAGAACCAAAGGCAAAGCAGGAGCAAAGGCCGCUGAGGACGAAAUUGCCGCUGCUGCUGCUACAGCUCAAAACGAGGUGGUGGAGUUUGAUGAUGCGCUACUAGAAGCACAACCGUUGGGUAUGGCAAGGAAAGAGUUGGACAAGGUCUUGGACGAGAUUGAGAAUUUGAUCAAAGCAAGAGAGAAUGGCGGCUUUACAGGCAAAGGAAAAGGCCCAGAGGACUUGGAAAGGAUCAAGGAGAUUGACAAAAGACAGAAACAGUGUAUGAACCCGGAGAAGGUGCCCGGGUCGAAGCUGUUCAAAAAGAGACAGGCGGCGCAGGAGGAUACGGCGGCAGGGAAGGGGAAGAGGGCGAGGAAGUGGGAAGGCGGUAAGGUUGAUUCAGAUGAUGAUGAGGUACCCGAGGCCAAGGAUUUUGCUGCCAAGCCUGAGCCAGCGGUGUAG